Molecule: messenger RNA, 330 nt
Organism: Letharia lupina
Lineage: Eukaryota; Fungi; Ascomycota; Lecanoromycetes; Lecanorales; Parmeliaceae
Exons: 2
Coding region: 1-330 (109 amino acids)
Source: RefSeq, a predicted model, not a curated record
AUGUCCCAUGGCGCCUUCACCGCCGCCAUCGGGGCCGAAGUCCACGCCUCCUGGUACCUGGUCGCCGCUGCAGCCUCCGCUUCCGAUUCAGAGGGCACUACCGCCAUCGUUGACCCCUUAGCACACCUCUCGCGCCGAGGCGACAGCAGAAACUGCAGAGAGGAGGGCAACACCGACGCCGCAAAAUUGAUGCAUGUGCUUGGCGUAGACUCUUUGGUUGCGGUUGGGAUAAGGCAAUGGUUCAGAAAAGAGAUGGAAGCUGAUGUGACGGUGUUUGUCGGCUUUGUUCGGCUACUAAUUAGUAGUGACGGCGGUGAUGGGAAGGAGUAA